Molecule: messenger RNA, 1181 nt
Organism: Juglans regia (Persian walnut)
Lineage: Eukaryota; Viridiplantae; Streptophyta; Magnoliopsida; Fagales; Juglandaceae
Product: class V chitinase-like
Exons: 2
Coding region: 68-1162 (364 amino acids)
Biological process (GO): carbohydrate metabolic process; chitin catabolic process
Cellular component (GO): extracellular region
Molecular function (GO): chitinase activity; chitin binding
Source: RefSeq, a predicted model, not a curated record
ACAACUACUCGUACCACCAAGACACAAAAUAUUCUAACUGCACCAGCUUUCGCCUUUCCUCGAUCGAAUGGAAUCCCCUAGUCAUGUGAAAUCCGGUUACUGGGUUUGCAUGCCUCAUUGCCUGCCGGUAGCGGAAAUACAUUCCAGACUCUUCACACAUCUCUAUGCUGGCUUUGCCGUGGUCCACCGUGAUGGCGGGGUCACCUUUCCUAGCACAUACAAGGAUCAAUUCCAAAGCUUCACUAGAACAGUUCGGAAACGAUCCCCUCAGGUGAAAACUCUUUUAUCCAUCGGUGGUGAUGAUCAUCAAGGCUCUCACAAUAUAUCUGUAGUGGUGAAAGAUGCAGAUAAGCGUGCAAAACUCAUAAAGGACUCCAUAGAUCUAGCCAGGAAGUUCGAUUUCGAUGGCCUUGACCUCUGCUGGCAGUACCCCUCCCCGUCCGACAAUGGUGCUGACCUUGGCUCCUUCCUGGAUGAAUGGCGUGAUGCCGUGAAGGAAGAUGCUGAGACAAGAUCAAAGCCUGAAUUGUUGCUAACUGCAGCGGUGUUUCACCACCCGGUCAUUCCCGGCACAGGCGGAAGGUUUUUCUACUAUCCUUGUGAGGCUAUUUCAGACAACUUGGACUGGAUCAACGUACUGGCCAUUGACUUCUAUACUCCCACCAACUCAUCGGGGGAGACUGGGCCGGUUCAGGCGUGGCUCAAUCCUAAAGAGCGAAACAGGUGCGGAAGUGCAGGCAUUGGAAACUGGAUUAGUAAUGGAGUUGCGACAAAACAAUUAGUCCUCGGCCUUCCAUUUCAUGGCUAUGAAUGGAUUCUAAAGAACCAGUGUCACAGUGGAUUCUUUGCUCCGGCUCAUCCAGCAAAAACAAUCUCCAAACCCUACAGAACUAUCCUGGAGAUUAUCCAGAACCCGAAGAAUAAUUACAAAACCACGUAUGAUUGCGACUAUGUUGCUACCUACUCGCAUAACAAUAAGGGGAGUUGGAUCGGUUAUGAUAAUGUAUGCAGCAUCUCUAAAAAGGUUAAAGAGGCAAGUGGUAAAGAUAAUUUGGGCGGUUAUUCUGCAUGGCAUGUGGGCGCCGACGACGACAAAUGGAGUCUUUCGACUGCAGCCUACAACGCAUGGCAGUCGGCUUAUAAUUGUAAAGCUAAUCCGUAAUGGCCGCAAGUAUUGUGAA